Saccostrea echinata is the source of this 972-nucleotide messenger RNA. RefSeq lists its product as uncharacterized. The coding region runs from base 1 to 972 and encodes 323 amino acids. Gene Ontology annotation, biological process: DNA integration. Gene Ontology annotation, molecular function: nucleic acid binding. The transcript has a single exon. Lineage: Eukaryota; Metazoa; Mollusca; Bivalvia; Ostreida; Ostreidae. The record is from RefSeq and is a predicted model, not a curated record.
AUGACUAUUGUCUACCGUCCUGGGAAAGAUAACCCUGCUGACUAUAUGUCAAGACACCCCAUUUUGACACAAAAACUCUCACGAGAGGAGGACAUAGCAGAGCACUAUGUGAAGUUCAUUGCCGAAAAAGCCGUACCUAAAGCUAUGACCUUGGAUGAAGUUAAAAGAGCAACUAAUGAGGACAAGACAAUGCAAAAGGCUAUUGACUAUGUACGCACAGGAAAAUGGUAUGAACUUAAGCGACUGGAGGAUAAAGAUGUGGAUUUGCUAGAACUACAAGCUUUACGGAAUGUUCAAGACGGAUUAGCUGUGUAUUCUGACAAUGUUUUACUAAGAGAGGGCCGUUUAGUCCUACCUAAAUCUCUCCGUGAACGGGCCGUAACCAUUGCUCAUGAAGGACAUCAGGGAAUCAGCCGCACCAAGGCACUGCUACGCUCAAAAGUAUGGUUUCCUGGAUUAGACGAUUUAGUUGAAAACUCGCUCAAAUUCUGCUUACCUUGUCAGAGCGUUACUGAAAGGCCUAAUCGAAUUGAACCAUUCAAGAUGUCCGAUAUGCCACAUGGUCCAUGGGCAAACUUAAGUGUUGAUUUUUGUGGACCCUUACCAGCAGGGGAAUACUUAUUCGUGAUCACUGAUGAAUUUACCAGAUAUCCAGUCGUCGAAAUAAUGCGAUCAACCUCAGCAAGUGCUACUAUUCCUGUCCUGGAUAAAGUCAUUUCUACUUUUGGAAUACCUAAGGUCGUGAAGUCGGACAACGGAAGUCCAUUUAACUCUGCCGCAUUCAAGGAAUUCGCGGAAAACAUGGGAUUUCAUCACCGCAGAAUCACACCUCGUUGGCCUCGGGCGAAUGCUCAGGCAGAAUCCUUUAACAAACCGAUGAUGAAGGCAGUCCGAGUUGCUCAUGUUGACAGGAAAAACUGGAAACAAGAACUGUUCCGUUUUCUUCGACAGUAUCGAAAUACUCCUCAUUAA